GUCACGUCGCUUCUCUUCCUCAAAUCGAAAAAGUAGCACGAAGCGGCGCACUGGUUGGGAAAGGAAAGCAGCUACUCGAGUGCAACGAGUGCCUUUUUUUUUUUUUUUUUUUUUGGCCCCCGCCCCGUGCCGUCCGCCUGCGAGGGGGACGGGGCUUCAAUUAAGCCGGCGGAGAUGGAAGCCGCCCCGGUCAAGGCCAAGCCGCAGGGCCGCCUUCUGGUGUCCACGCAGCUCGACGCCAAAGACGAGCUGGAAGAGAAACUGGAGCGUUGCGUCGGAGUGGUGCACUCCUUGACCAAUGGCCUUUCCGAGAGAGAAGCGAACGACGCCCUGACGGCCAAUGUGUGUAAAGGCCAGCAACAGCACGAAGAGGUUUGUCUCGGUCUCUUGGCGCUUCUUCUCACCGAGCCGGCGCAGGCCCAGAGGUGUUACCGAGACCUGACCCUGGUGAACAGAGACGGAAUGAACGUGGUCCUGGUCAAGAUCAACCAGAUCCUAAUGGAAAAGUUCCUCAAGCUGCAAGACGUCCCCAGAAAGCAGUUGGUGUGGCUGGUCAGAGAGUUGGUGAAGAGCGGCGUGAUGGCGACGGACGGCGUGGUCAUGACGCUGCUCAAGCAGAUCGCGGGAGGCGACGUGUCCGCCAAGAACUUGUGGUUGGCCGAGAGCGUCCUGGACAUCCUGCUGGAGCAAAAGGAGUGGCUGGCGAAGAGCGGGAUGCUGAUCGCCAUGUCCGUCUACACGUACCUGCGGCUGAUCGUGGACCACGGCGCCCCCAACCUGCUGGCUCUCCGCCAGAAGGAAGUGGACUUUUGCAUCGGGAUGCUGCGGGAAAAGUUUUUGGAGUGCGUGAUCAUCGGCCGCGAUUUGGUGCGCCUGCUGCAGAACGUGGCUCGCAUCCCCGAGAUGGACCUCCUGUGGAGGGACUUGCUCCACAACCCUCAAGUCCUCAGUCCUCAAUUCACCGGCGUCCUCCAGCUGCUGACGGCCCGGACUUCCCGAAAGUUCCUGGCCUGCCGUCUGACCCCCGACAUGGAGACCAAGCUCCUCUUCAUGACCUCCAGGGUCCGCUUCGGGCAGCAGAAGCGCUACCAAGACUGGUUCCAGCGCCAGUACCUGUCCAUGGCGGAGAGCCAGUCGCUGCGCUGCGAUCUGAUUCGCUACAUCUGCGGCGUGGUCCACCCGUCCAACGAGGUCCUCAGCUCCGACAUCCUACCGCGCUGGGCCAUCAUCGGCUGGCUGCUCACCACCUGCACGUCCAACGUGGCCGCCUCCAACGCCAAGCUGGCGCUCUUCUACGACUGGCUGUUCUUCAACCCUGACAAGGACAGCAUCAUGAACAUAGAGCCGGCCAUUCUGGUGAUGCAUCAUUCCAUGAAGCCUCAUCCCGCCAUCACGGCAACACUGCUGGACUUUAUGUGUCGGAUCAUUCCUCACUUCUUCCCUCCGUUGGAAGUUCAAGUUCGUCAGGGCGUCUUCAACUCGCUCACGUUCAUCAUGGAGAAGCGAGUGCUGGCGCACCUGGCGCCGUUGUUCGACAAUCCCAAGCUGGACCGAGAACUUCGCUCCAUGCUCAGAGAAAGGUUUCCGGAGUUCUGCGGCGCCCCCUCGCCGCCGACAGAAGUGAAAAUGGAGGAGAUGGCGUCUAUGGAGAUGGAGCACAUGUUGGACAAGGAAGAAGGUUGCUACGACAACACGGAAGCCGCCUUCAGCGACGACGAGGAGGAGGUCAACAGCAAAGGAAAGAAGCGCGAGUUCCGCUUUCAUCCCAUCAGAGAGGCCGUCGCGGAGGAGCCCGCCGACAUCACGCCCUGGCUCCACCAAUUGGAGGACACCAUGAGGGACAAGGUGGUCCAGCUGCAGAAGUCCAGCGAUACGGAGACGCAGUGCGAAGUCAUGCAGGACAUCGUGGACCUCAUCCUGGAGGAGGACUUUGACACGGAGCAGAUGUCGGCUUUAGCCUCCUGUCUGGCGGAAAUCUUCAAAGAACAUUUCCGCGGGGACGUCCUCCCCGAAGACAUCACCGACGAGUCUCUGGAGGAGUCGGUGUGCAAGGCGGUGUGUCUGGUCUUCCGCAACUUGGUGACCAUGCAGGAGGACAACAGCGGCUUCUCCGUUCUUCUGGACAUGCUGGCCGAACUUUACCAGAAGCAGCCCAAGAUCGGUUACCACCUGCUCUACUACCUCAAAGCCAGCAAAGCGGCCAACGGCAAGAUGAUGCUGUACGAGUCCUUCGCUCAGGCCACGGCGCUGGGCGACCUUCACACGUGCCUCAUGAUGGACAUGAAGGCGUGUCAGGAGGAUGACGUCCGAUUGCUCUGCUACCUGACGCCCUCCAUCUACUCUGAGUUUCCGGACGAGACGUUGCGAAGCGGCGAGCUGCUCAACAUGAUCGUGGCAGUCAUCGAUUCUACUCAGUUGCAGGAGUUGAUGUGUCACGUGAUGAUGGGCAACCUGGUCAUGUUCCGCAAGGAUUCGGUCCUCAACAUCCUCAUCCAGUCGUUAGACUGGGAGACUUUUGAGCAGUACAGCACGUGGCAGCUUUUCCUGGCGCACAGCAUUCCCCUGGAGGCCAUCAUACCCAUCCUGCAGCACCUCAAAUACAAAGAACACCCCGAGGCCCUGUCCUGCCUGCUCCUGCAACUACGGCGGGAAAAACCCAGCGAGGAGAUGGUGAAGAUGGUUUUGAGCAGGCCUUGCCACAGCGAGGACCAGUUCACCACCAGCCUCCUGCGCCACUGGGCGUCCAAACACGACGACACGCUGGCCGAACACAUCAAGGCGCAGCUCAUCAAGAACAACAACCAACCGCGGAAGAGGCAGAGUCUCCGCAGCUCCAGCAGCAAACUGGCUCAGCUGACCCUGGAGCAGAUCCUGGAACACCUGGACAACCUCAGGUUGAGUCUCAACAACACCAAGAACAGCUGUCAGUACACCCGCCUUUCCGUCCGCGGACAGACAGACGGACGGUCGACCGAUGUUUCCGUGUGUUCAGUCUUCAGCCAGACGCCCAUCCUGCAGGCCCUGCAGCACGUUCAGGCCAGUUGCGACGAAGGACACAAAAUGAGGUUCAGCGACCUCUUCGCCCUGGCCGAAGAAUACGAAGAUUCGCAGGCCAAGCCGCCCAAGUCUCGGCGCAAGGCGGCCGCCACUUCGCCGCGGUCCAGGAAAGGCGCGGCGCCCCCCAGCAACAACGAGGAGGAGAGCGCGUCCAGCAGCGCCUCGGAGGAGGAAGACUCCAAGCCCAAAGCUCCCAAGAGGAAGAGGAAAUGCUCGUCGGCCGUGGCGUCGGACAGCGACUGAUCCCGUCGUGCGCCGCCGAGACCUUUUUCUUUUUUUUUGUUUUUGUUUUUGAGAACUCUUAUCGCAGAGGUUUCAGACUUGCUCCUUUUCUUUUUUAGCAGCCCUUUCCUCGGUCGCAGUAAAAGCCUUUGCAUUAAGCCGGCCACCUUUAGUCUGAUUUGGAACGCCGGCGGGUCCGCUUCCCGUUUAGCGACAUCGGGACACGCGUUAGUCGUGGCGGGCGCGUGGCCGGCCGGCCGCCUCGCACAUUUUUUGAGAGAACUUUCCCAGGCGGGAAGCGGUCGCUCACCGCGGACUCUGGUGGCGACUCCGGAAGGAAUCCCGGAUUUCCUCGUUCCGCCGCGCUCCCUUCUUGACCGAGACCGCCUCGGGAGCCCCGGACGCGGCGAAAGUGGCCGCUUCCGCUCGGCGUCCGCCGAUCGCUCUUUCAACGGGGACGGAUGCGGUGGCCAUAGCCGCCCCUCUUUUAACUUUGUUUUAAUAAAAUAAUUUGAACCUGACAUUUGUCGGCAUGACGAGACGAUCCGAAAUCGGGCCGAUCGUGUCGUUAUUCAGUGGAUCGGAACCGGGUUUUAAAAAUAUUAAAUUUUCUGUAAUCGUUGCGCAACAAAAUAAUCCAAAGGCGGCACUUUUUUCAAUGACCUUCACAGUUGAAGUUGUUUUAGACAUGUCACCAUUUCAAAGCACACUCUCUUGUAUGACAAUGUGCAGUUUGUGUUAAGACUCUUAAAGAGAAUGAUAAUACUAAGGGGCUGUGAGAUAUAUCAAUAGAACCAUUAUGUGGAAAGAUAACAAAUGUUAACAAAAAAAAGAAAUCACAUUCAUGAGCAAUUAUUGAAAACGGAUAGAAAAUGAGGAACAUUUCCAAAUGUAGCCCGGAAACAGCCGAAUGGGGCUAUGGCGUCACAGCCAGGAAGCAAAAGGUCGAGGCAGGGGCUAUCGUUGUUUAUGGAGGAGAGAAUUGCGUUGGUGUUUUAUCCAAAAAAAACGCUAAAAUGGUUCAAACCUGUCGUGCUAUGUGGUGUACAAAUAACCAUUUGUCACAAUGUAGUACCCAUGAGUUCCAGAAUGUGAGAAAAACAGCUGGACUACGUAGACAAUGGCUCAAGUUGGUCCCUGCAAAGAGGGUUCCUUUUGCAGACCCAGCCUACGGCACGUUUUUGUGUAGUGUGCAUUUUACACCUGAAAGCUAUGGACAAAUGAAAUCAGGUUUUGCUAAGAAAUUGCUGCUGAAAGCAGAUGCGGUGCCCACCGUACACGCGCAGCCUCCUAAAUGUCCCGAGAUACCAAGAAAGAGGACGAUGACUGGCACUGAUGAGACCACCCCACCAGCCCAGGCAAAGCAAAGGAGGGGAGCUGCCAAGCGGCCAGAGUGAGUACUCUAUUAUAAUAAAAAACAUGUCACGCAUUGGAUACAGGACUGGACACAUGCAUAAAUUAUCGCUCGUAAAAUAUAUACAACAAAUCCUCUAAUCCCAUUCAUAUUUUUCGUCUGUUGGCAGAGCGAAAACCUAUGAUAGCACAAUAAAUGAUCAUUCUAUAUUAUGCGGUCACGGUGUAUCAGCUUCGCAAAAAGAACCGUUUCAUCAGUGUGAUUGCUCUCCUCAAUGAUCAUUUCAUUAGGCUGCAUUGGCUUUCAUUUGGGCUCAAAUUGAUAACCCAAAACACCAAAGAAAGGUUCAUAACUCUCCUCGUCACCAUUAGAAGAACGUUUCUUAUGUCAGAUUCGUCGCUGCAACUAGAAACAAAAUUGUCCGCCAUCAUCGCUGCCUUUCAGUACUUUGUCGGGACCCAAGCACUGAGCCGCGUGUUUCCUAGUUGUGACGUCACGCACACAAUAUGCCAGUUUCGGGGAGCUCGGGCGCCAGUCGUUUUAGCUUGACAAUCGAUCCAAAUUUCGAUCAUAUUCUUGAUGUUGUGAUGUGUGCAAUUACACGAAGUGGCAUGAUAUGAAUUCAAAAGGCAUGCGGUUAUGGAUAAAUGAUGGAAUAUUAGCAUUUUCCCCAGGUGUUUUUA
Corythoichthys intestinalis (scribbled pipefish) is the source of this 5316-nucleotide messenger RNA. RefSeq names its product integrator complex subunit 3 (gene ints3). Gene Ontology annotation, cellular component: cytoplasm. NCBI's taxonomy places the organism in Eukaryota, Metazoa, Chordata, Actinopteri, Syngnathiformes, Syngnathidae. Bases 175 to 3300 code for a protein of 1041 amino acids. The transcript has 28 exons. The record is from RefSeq and is a predicted model, not a curated record.